AGUACCUACAUGUACCUAAAGCUAAAGGUGCACGUGCCGCCGUGUCUCGUCCCAGCUUAAUCCCUGCGUAAAUCUGUACCAACCCGCGUUUUCUCAAAUACAUAAUUCACACGCCGAUCUUCAAGUAGCUAUCCGUCAACUUUUUCUCUAGCCUACCUAUUAACAAUAUGGCUAGCCGAACACAGUUACACGACGUCGACCUGUCGGUCCGUUUUAAACACGGCAUUCACACGGUCUUCCUAUUCGUUGAUUCGAUGAAGCCGUUCAGCGACAUAGCAGAGCAGUUACUAGAAGUUUUGAAAGACCGCUAUCCUUCGGGCUUAACAACUUCUAUCACCUCUCUGGAAAAGACUGAACUUCCUAGUACUCCGAAUCAGAUCAAGUUUGCCGUACCCAAAGAAAAGACAGACCAGUAUCUUAGCCAGGGUUGGAAGCCCCUCCAAACCGGAAAGAAAGAAACUCCGGCCAGCAUCGGUAUCCAGAAUAACGCCAUCGUGGCGUUCGCAUUUGUACCCGAGGAUGCAGAUGAUGAUUAUGAAGCCGAAUUCACCGUUGAUGUUCCUGGAUAUGAGGAGCCCGAGCCAGAGGAGUGAAAGACCAGCCUGACAAAAUUUGGUUGAUGAGGCACGAUUUGAUGAUGGGCUACGUUAUAAUUCUUUCAAACGGCAACGGUCUCUCGACUUAUGAGUUUGGAAUUGUGAAAAUCUGCAGGCUAGGAUGAACGGAGUUUAUACCCAUAGCUAGGAUUGAUAGGCAUUGGCACAUUUGCUGGAAUGUGGAGGAUGAGAUAGACAAUAAAUUCAUAAACCUCAGGCUACUUCUUUCCUAUACGAACUUGACACUAGCAUUUAAACCAUCCUAGAC
Messenger RNA from Hypoxylon trugodes, 864 nucleotides. RefSeq lists its product as uncharacterized. Lineage: Eukaryota; Fungi; Ascomycota; Sordariomycetes; Xylariales; Hypoxylaceae. The record is from RefSeq and is a predicted model, not a curated record. The transcript has 2 exons. Bases 168 to 593 code for a protein of 141 amino acids.